AGUUCUCGCGUCUCUCCCCGCCCGCUGCGGGCAUCUCUGGCCGGUGAUUUGCCCGGGCGCCUCCGUGCGCUCGGCCAACGGCCUCUGACAGCGCCCACCCGAGCGCCUCGGGAGCCGGCGAGCGGCGGUCCUCGCCAGGGACUUUCAGCGGGCCCAGGGGGACAAAAGUGGCUCUAAAUCCAGCACAUGCAUAUUGAAGCAAGUUAAAGGAUUUAAUAUGAAGCACAGGAACCGAUAAUGCCAUAAAGCAAGCAGUAGUUGGUACACAUUUCUGGAAAAGCAGUUUCCGUGUUGUUAUGUACACCUCCAAAAAAAUUCAGAUCUGUAGGGGAAUUGUUGUGUAAAGUAAACUGAACUACAGGGAGGCAGUAUUUUAAUAGCUAUUAUAAACGUGUAUUUACUGUAUUAAAAAUGAGUAAAAGAACAAGCAAUGACACAUCACUAGGAAGAGUGAGUGGGGCAGCAUUUCCUUCUCCCAGUGCUGCUGAGAUGGCGGAAAUUAGUCGAAUUCAAUAUGAAAUGGAAUACACCGAAGGUAUUAGUCAGCGAAUGAGGGUCCCGGAAAAAUUAAAGGUAGCACCACCAAAUGCUGACCUGGAACAAGGAUUCCAAGAAGGAGUUUCAAAUGCUAGUGUGAUUAUGCAGGUUCCAGAGAGGAUUGUUGUAGCAGGAAAUAACGAAGACAUUCCAUUUUCAAGACCAGCAGAUCUUGACCUUAUACAGUCAACUCCCUUCAAACCUCUGGCAUUAAAAACACCACCUCGUGUACUUACACUAAGUGAAAGACCACUAGAUUUUCUGGAUUUAGAAAAACCUCCUCCAACCCCUCAAAAUGAAGAAAUCCAUGCAGUUGGCAGGCUAAAAAGAGAGCGCUCUAUGAGUGAAAAUGCUGUUCGCCAAAACGGACAGCUGGUCAGGACUGACUCCAUGUGGCACAGAUCAGAUUCUGCCCCAAGAAAUAAAAUUUCAAGGUUCCAGGCACCGAUUUCUGCACCGGAGUACACUGUGACACCAUCGCCACAACAGGUUCGGGUUUGUCCUCCCCGUAUGUUACCUGAAGAUGGAGCUAAUCUUUCCUCUGCUCGUGGCAUUUUGUCGCUUAUCCAGUCUUCCACUCGUAGGGCUUACCAGCAGAUCUUGGAUGUGCUGGAUGAAAAUCGCAGUGUGAGAAGACAAAAUGAAAUACGUUGUGAAAGACCUGUGUUGCGUGGUGGGUCUGCUGCCGCCACCUCUAACCCUCAUCAUGACAACGCCAGGUAUGGCAUUUCAAAUAUAGAUACAACGAUUGAAGGAACCUCAGAUGACAUGACUGUUGUAGAUGCAGCUUCAUUAAGACGACAGAUAAUCAAACUAAAUAGACGUCUACAGCUUCUGGAAGAGGAGAACAAAGAACGUGCUAAAAGAGAAAUGGUCAUGUAUUCAAUUACUGUAGCCUUCUGGCUGCUUAACAGCUGGCUCUGGUUUCGCCGCUAGGGGUAACCUCAACUCAAAAAUACUGUCUCAACAGCUGGAAAUAUAAAGAAUUUGCAAACUUCUUUA
Molecule: messenger RNA, 1539 nt
Organism: Balaenoptera musculus (blue whale)
Lineage: Eukaryota; Metazoa; Chordata; Mammalia; Artiodactyla; Balaenopteridae
Gene: MFF
Product: mitochondrial fission factor
Exons: 12
Coding region: 412-1473 (353 amino acids)
Biological process (GO): positive regulation of mitochondrial fission
Cellular component (GO): peroxisome; mitochondrial outer membrane
Source: RefSeq, a predicted model, not a curated record